AUUGAAUGUGCUGAUGCACAGAGCCUGAAGAACAAAAACUGUGUAACUGUCCAAAUACUUACAGUCUGGACUGUAUAUCAAGUUUUGUACCAUGUUCUCAACUUCAUUCAAGGUUUUCUUUCUUUCAUUUGAUUCAUACAGCCUUAAAUCUGAUAUGUAGGUGUGUUACACAAUCCGCUUUCAAAAAGGGUGUGAGUAAUGCCUUUUAUUUGUAUGUGACAAUGCUUCUGUUUUUAUAUAAUGGAUAUUGCACACAUUUUUAUUUAUUUCUUUAUUUUUAUGUUGCAUGUGACCUAGUUUACUGGCCCAGCAGCAUGUGUGGGAGGGAUUAUAAAUCCCAGUAAAGAAUGUUCAGCCUAUGUUUGUUGCUCUUGAGAAGGGUACAAGACAAGUUAUAAUUCGUGGCAAUGGCAAAAAAAACCUUCAUGGGCCUUAAGUUGAGUUUCUAAUAAUAUACUGUGGAUCUUAUUGAGUGGGUUGAGAUGAGUAAUGGACUGUAAGCUUUUUCAAAAGCUAUAGCUGACUGUAGUGGUAUUGUUUUGUUUUUAUUUUAAUUUACUUUAUUUUAUUUUUCAGUAAUCUUGUGCAAAAUGUAGUUGGAUUUUACUUCUACAGAUACAAAUGUCCUUUCACAAAUCCUUCUUAGGGGUGCUGCGCAGGUCAAGUUCUAAUCAACAUAUUGUACGGUAUUUCAAUGUAAUAUUAAGUACUUUUCAUUCAUAUAUAAUUCAUAUUUUUAUUCAUAUUCAUAUGUAUGUUUUGAUCUAUCUAAUUAUAACGUUUUUGUUGUAAUGCAGCACAUGAGAUUUACAAGAAAAUUUUCAGUAAUCCGCAAUGAGAUGGAAAUAGAUAAACUUUGCAGAUGAACAGUUAAAUCUUUUUCUCACUUUACAUCAGCAGGUGGUGGUAAUGUACUUUGUAAAUUGUUCCUCUACCUUUUUUAUGAACGAAGAGUAAGGUCAAUGCAGCGUUUACUAUUUUCAGAAAAAAAGCCUCCUACAAUAGUCGUGAAAAACCACUUCUUGGAUGUGUUCACAUAACGUGUUUUUUAAAGCGGGGAGUGAAUCGUGGUGGUUGUAAUUUUCUGAUGAUUUUGGAUACUCUUUAUAUCGUUUUACACUUUACGAGCAGAUAUGCUCUCAGUUGUUUUUUAAAGGCAGAGGAGCUUCAGUGAGCGCUAUUUUCCAGGACACUCUGAUGUCCCAUUUUUGUCGUAGACCUGAAACACAUCUGGAGGAAGGAAGGCUGUGUACGUGUAGUUAGCUGGUUAGCGACUGCGUAAAGAUGCAAUUGGCUCUUAGUAAAACGUUUGGCCAGAAGCCAGUUAAAUUUCAGUUAGAGCAAGAUGGGGACUUUUACAUGGUUGGGUCGGAGGUUGGAAACUAUCUGCGUAUGUUCAGAGGCUCUUUGUAUAAAAGAUAUCCAUCUUUAUGGAGGAGGCUGGCGUCAGUGGAGGAGAGGAAGAAAAUUGUAGCGUCAUCACAUGCCACCAGUGUUACUCUGCUGAAGGCAUCAGAAUGUGAAGAGAUCUUCGAGGGUAAUGAUGAGAAAUACAAGGCGGUGUCCAUCAGCACAGAGCCCCCGGCUUACCUCAGGGAGCAGAAAGCAAAGAGGAGCAGUCAGUGGGUCCCCACGCUGCCUAACAGCUCUCACCAUCUAGACGCCGUGCCAUGCUCCACCACCAUCAACCGCAACCGAAUGGGUCGUGACAAGAAGAGGACCUUCCCACUGUGCUUUGAUGACCAUGACCCUGCAGUGAUCCAUGAGAAUGCAGCCCAGGUAGAGGCGCUGGUUCCCAUUCGUCUAGACAUGGAGAUAGACGGACAGAAACUGCGAGAUGCCUUCACAUGGAACAUGAACGAGAAACUGAUGACCCCAGAGAUGUUUGCAGAAAUUCUGUGUGAUGACCUGGACCUGAAUCCUCUAGCCUUCGUCCCCGCCAUCGCCUCUGCCAUUCGUCAGCAGAUUGAGUCCUACCCCACUGACAGCAUACUAGAAGAGCAGGCAGACCAGAGAGUCAUCAUCAAGCUGAACAUCCACGUCGGCAACAUCUCUCUGGUGGACCAGUUUGAGUGGGACAUGUCAGAGAGGGAGAACUCCCCGGAGUCUUUUGCACUUAAGCUCUGCUCUGAGCUGGGUUUGGGCGGAGAGUUUGUUACCACUAUCGCCUACAGCAUUCGUGGUCAGCUCAGCUGGCACCAGAGGACCUACGCCUUCAGUGAGAACCCGCUGCCCACAGUAGAGAUUGCCAUCCGCAACACAGGCGAUGCAGACCAGUGGUGCCCCCUGCUAGAGACCCUCACAGACGCCGAAAUGGAGAAGAAGAUCCGAGACCAAGAUAGGAACACAAGGCGUAUGAGACGACUGGCCAACACCGCUCCCUCCUGGUAGAGAGAGACAUGAAGCUGCAUCAGAUGACAUGUCCUCUGGAGACUCCUGUUACUUUGAAAUGAUCAAGCAAACUUACACACACACUCACACACAGGUCAUCCACAAAGCAUCUGGACGUUCCUGUAAGCAUGAAUGCACUCAUACAUACACACAUGGUCAGUGUGAGGGAACCUGCCUCUCAUCAACGCAAACACACACACCCAGGCAUUCCUCUGCUCACACACUCUACCAUCCUUCAUGUUUCCUUUUGCCUUUAGCACAUCAGUCAUGGCAACAAUUCAAGUGUAACACAAGAUCACCGUUAACUGGUGUUGUCAUUUAUCUGAGGAGUGUUCCACAGACAUUCUGCAUCACAGCACAACGGACUGAGCUUAAUGUAUCUGUAUGAAUGGUGUGUGACAUUACAUUGAUCUGGACAGCAUGUGUAUAACAUCACCACAGCAACUUCAAAUCUUCAGACUUCUGUCACAUUUGGAUCAGAGGUGUUAUUUUUUUUCUGGCUACCAUGGCGACACAGGUGAUAACUAAUAACAUUAAGUAUGGUGUGUCCAGAGCCCUGUACUGACACAGUUGUAUAGAAUGAAGUCAUCAUUAAUAUGAAUGCCACCAUAAGUCAAGAUGUCUGCUGGGAAAAAGGCCUGUUCUUACCUCUGUUCCACAUGACCAGUGGUUGGUUUUACUGAGUCAGGGCGUCCUGCAGAGCUUUUUAAAUCAUCAUUUUCUGGGUGAAAAGAGUGAAAAAUGUCUCAACAUUUUUCUUGUUUUAGCUUCUCAAAUGAGAGGAUUUCCUGCUCUGAUCUCAUUGUGAAUUAGAAAUAUAUUUGCACUGUUGAUUGGAUAAAACAAGACAUUUAAACAUGUCACCAUGUGCUCUGGGAAGUUGUGAUGGACAUAUUUUCACUAAUGUUUUUAUUUGUUUAUAGACAAAAAAAAUUAAUUGAAAAAACUGGCAGAUAAAUCAAUAAUGAAAAUAAUUGUCCUGAUGGCAGAGGUGUUGUGUUUAGUAGUGUCAAACUGACCUCACACAUCAACACUUUGUUGGUGGACGUUUCCCCAGAAAUAGUAAAUGAAGCAGCUUAAAGCUGUGGGACCAAAACAGAUGAAAAGUCAGUGCUGUAGACAGAACUUUGCAGACUUUGCUUAAAGGAAUAACCCACAAUGCAUAGUGUGACAUGAUGACUUCCACAUAUGUUGAUCUCAACAAGGAGCCAAAAAAAAAAAAACACUCCAAGGGCCCAUUUCAGAGUAGAAAAUUUGCGAGUAGGCUACUGCUUCCAUGCAAAUCAAAAAUCAAAACAUUGUACGAAACAUCUUGAUGAAAUGUGAUGGAAUAAUUUCUCCACUUCCAAACACAGUGCUUCAGUGUUUCAAUUGGCCGACUGAGCACAUCUGCACAAAGGUGAGUCUGAGCCGACUGGUGAUCGGAACAGGAAACAGCAGAGCAGAUCAUUUGAGGACUGGAAGUGUAAUGUGACCAUAUUUGCUAACUGUGAUGUCAGUAGCUGCGCUAUAGAAUACACCGGUUCUUACUGGAAUAGUGAGAAUUGUUGAACAAACUAUCAGAAUUAUUUGUCAGAUGCAGUACAUCUCACAAAUGACCAGUGUGCAUGUGUAAAAUCAAACUAGUGAUGUCACUGCUGUCCAGACAGGUCAUUAGACACCAUGGCUGGGAUUUGCAGCCAAUCACAGAGGAGUUGUGGUUUAAGUAUGUAGCUUCUGAGCUCUGAUUCUGACAAGUAAUGUGCACCAGUGUUCAUCUGCAUGCUGAAACAUAGCUAGCUCAUACUGUACCCUGUGCAUGAGGGAACAACUGUUCCCAUAGUUGUGUGUUGCACUGUGCCUCACAUAGCAUUAGUGUCAGCAGACUGGAGCCUCUGUUUCACUGAUGCUGUGGUCGGGUAAUACAGAGGAUAAAAAAACAAGCUGACGUGAACCAAUGGUGUCUUUUAAAGUGAUGAUUUUUCAACUUGAACAUACUCCGUAGAAUGAUGUAAACGUAUGUACUGACGCUUCUUGUUAUCUUGUUUUGUAAAAUUGCUUUACCUUUAUAGUGGACUUGUUUUUUAUAUUAAAAGUAACAAUAAAGGAACUUGUUUAAAAUA
This is a messenger RNA of Thunnus maccoyii (southern bluefin tuna), 4493 nucleotides long. RefSeq names its product SWI/SNF-related matrix-associated actin-dependent regulator of chromatin subfamily B member 1-like. Gene Ontology annotation, cellular component: nuclear chromosome; nucleus. The coding region runs from base 1285 to 2391 and encodes 368 amino acids. Gene Ontology annotation, biological process: chromatin remodeling; regulation of transcription by RNA polymerase II. Lineage: Eukaryota; Metazoa; Chordata; Actinopteri; Scombriformes; Scombridae. Gene Ontology annotation, molecular function: transcription coregulator activity. The record is from RefSeq and is a predicted model, not a curated record. The transcript has 9 exons.